CUCAUCUCGUCCAUCAACUCACCACCCGUUGUAUUCACCCGUCAACCUUUUUCAUCAAACUGCUGUACAUCGAUUUACAUAAUCGACUUAACAUUUCAUUGUAUAUCGCCCUCACUCUCACCUUUUCUUGCAAGCAACAACACCAUCGACUCCCACCUCUGACCACAAAAUGCCCCUCGGCAUCCAACGCCUCAACGCCAAGAAAUCCCAACCCAACGACCGCAUCAUCUUCAUCAAGCCCAUCCCCGGGCCCCAUGAAGCUAUCGCUCAGGAUUUCCUCGAGCGAAUAGCUGCGCAAUGCGUCCCCAUAAUGCGCCAACACCACCUCUCGGUCACCUCUUUAGAAGAAUUCCCCCCCAACCGUGAAUUCGUCGGCCGCAACUUCAACGCCGGCGAGGUAAUCCAGCUAGUCCUCAAAUCCCAUUCGGGUCGUUGGCUCCCCUUCAACUAUGUUCAAAUGGUCAUGAUGCAUGAGCUCGCCCACAACAAGCAGAUGAAUCAUUCCAAGGCUUUCUGGCAGGUUCGCAACCAGUUUGCUGAUGAGCUGAGAGGGUUGUGGCAGAGGGGUUUCACGGGGGAGGGGCUUUGGGGUAGGGGCGCGUUGUUGAGUACGGGGGAGUGGGAGAGGAAUGCGGUUGGGGAAGGGGAGGAGUUGCCGGAGCAUUUGUGUGGUGGGACGUAUCGGAGUAGGAGGGGGGGAAGGAAGAGGAAGGUGAAGGUUGAUUGGAGGGAGCAGAGGGAGAGGAGGAUACUCAAGAAGUUUGGGGCGGGAGGUGAGAAGCUUGGGGAGGAUGAGGCGGUGAAAAAGGAGUUGGAAAAGGGGAAGAAGGUGAAGGGGAAGCCGAGGGUGGCAGGGAGUGGGAGAGGGAGGGAGUUGAGGGCUGCGGCUGCUUUGGCGAGGUUGGAACAGGGGAGGAAGGGGGAGGGGAAGGUGAAGAAAGAGGAGGAGGAGGAGGAGGAGACGGAUAGUGGGGAUGAAUAUGAGGAGGAUGUGAGCCAGGGUCCGGAUGCGGUUGACUUUGAUGGGAAGAAAUUGCUUGACGGGAAAGGGCAGGGGAUGGUGAAGGUUUGCGACGACGAGAAUCUCAAUGAUCAGGAUGCGCAGGAUGAACUGCGGGAGUUGCAGAGUUUUGGGAGGAUCAAUAAAGAGCCUGGAACUGGGUCGUUGAUUCUCAACUCGGUCAAACCGACACCGAUAAAGCCAGACACCUCAUCAGAAAAGAGACCACCAGUACCAAAACCGCCGCCACCGAAACCGAAAGUCCAGGCACAGUCGCCAAAUAUCAAACUAUUACACCCGAAAGCAGAGCAAUCUCAGCCUCUUAAACUGAAAACACCAGCGCCAUUACCCACUACUGCCACAACUAAACCGACCACGUGCCCAACUUGCUCCUUUGACAACGAGCCAAUAUCCGCCAUUUGCGCUAUAUGCAGCAAUGUCCUUAACCCAGCGAGGGUUUCCGACUCUUGGGCAUGUACCAGCACGACGUGUACCGGGACAAAGUAUCGCAAUGCGGACAACGUUGGAAUUUGCGGAGUGUGUGGAGCUCGCAAGCCACAGGCUAUAUUGGCGGAUCAAGCUUAAAUCGCCCUUGCGUACCGGGACAGUAAACAAAGGGAGUGACAACGGCGGGGCAACCACCGGAACAGGGAUCCUGGUUUUAGGGGGGGGUUAUGUAUGUAUAUGCCCAUGUCAGGAUCAAGGGAAGAAAAAGACCCCAUCCUACGUCUAUAAUCUGAUUUACCUUUUACGACAAGACCAGACUGUUGAAUAGCUCUCUUUACGUCAUUUCCUUGCCAUCCAUCCUAUCAGUUCAUACCUCUUGUUGACCACUCACUCCCCAUUCUUGACCCCCAUCUUUCCUAUACAGUUCCCAUAUCCAUAACCCCCCCCCUUUUCCUCCACCCAAUAUCACCAUUUCUACAUACAUCUUCAACACUUCAAACCCUUCCCCCAGUGCGAAUAGCCAUAGCACACUAUACCUGGGCACUGUCCCAACGCCAAACACAGCCACACCAGUUUCACCACCACCCACAGAUAGCUGUCGAAAUUACUAUCCAAACUUUCCCCUUUUUAAGUUGGCAGAGAAUUUUCUUCUUCACUCCAUGUGACCCAUAGACCGCAUGGAUAGCAAAAAGAGUAAAGAAAAAAACUUAAACCUCUCCACAUCACCUGUUGUAUAUCGUGCCUCAACCGUGAAACCAUUUACCAUCCUGUGACAUUCAACACCCUCAAAUCAAACCGAAUGGCACACCACAAAAUCAUAUCUCAAAUGUGGUGGCCAACACCCGACCAGAAACAACCACCUCUUUCCCCCUCGACUCUUCUUCCAUCUUGAGUUAGACAUGUCACAUCACCAUCACCAUCACCGUCACCAAGCCAAUCGCAAACAUCUUUUUGGCCGCCGAAACCAGAAACAUGCCUCUCUUUUAAAGAGAACCAUUACGGAGCCCCCUAUUCAUCUUACCAGCGCCCCCUCUCUCUGCCUAUUUACUCACCCUCCCUACAAUACAGUCAAAGGCCUUAAAAGAAAAACAAGAAGCGUUUAAAUUAUCUUUAAAGGCCUAUUAACUAUGUUUUAACGCCUAUUAAUUAUAAAAGAUACUCAGGGGAGCUACCUCUUUGUCUUUUGGGGAGGGGGGGGGGGGUACCUUGGGUAAAUAAACAGGGGGCUCACAUAAAGGUUCUCUCCUCUUUUAUCCUUGGGACUCUAUUGCUCUAUUGGGGACUCUGUAAGGUAUCCAAACCUCUGGUAAGUCUUUCUGUCUAUUCAUCCUUCCCCGUUUUAUCUACCCAUUUCAUGCCCAUCUUUCUAUCCUGGAAAAAAAAACAAAAAGAGAAACAUCCUCAGAGUCCCGACCAUUUCCCUCGCCAUUUCCUUCCCUUCCACCUUUUUUUUGUGAUUAUUUCCGCUUCAUUUUCUCUCCCCUUCUUGCACUCUCGAGUGUUGCUGACCACAAUCUGUCGCCAGGCGUGCUCCUCCCAAAGAUCCCUCCUUCGGCCGGCCAUACUACUCUCCUCGGUGACCACCCAUCCCCAGUAUUAUUUACCAAGACUUAUCCCUUUUCGGGCUUUGUAAUCGCCAAAGAAGCGCAUACCAGAUCCCAAGGCACUGAAACAAAACGAGAAAAACAAACAAAAUACAAAAUACCACACCUGUUACAACACCAAUCAAUAACAUAAAAACGUAGAAAAUGCUGUUCAAGGCUACCGCCGGCGGUAUAGCGGGUAUUGUCGUUAAAAACCAGAGUGUGAAAUCAUGGGUAUCUCAAAGCCAACAAAGAACCCCAAUCCAAGACCGAAAGAGAACCCGUCAAGGAGCUACAACUUCCUUUGAACAACCAACCCCCCCACCACAAAAGGAUCAAGCGAAAAAACGCAAGAAAAUGAAACCGCAAAUCAAGUUUGGCCCGAAGCCCAACUCAAGGCAAGAGGCUACCCAAAGGCAAAAUCGACGCGCCACUAGGGUUGACUAUCCAGGGCGGCAAGAUUGUCUAUCAUGGCCUGAUCAUACCCCUUCGACUUGUCAUAAUCGGCGAGCCACUCGUCCCAAGUGAGGUUCGACAGUUUAUCGUCCUCGGUCCAGUGCUGCGAAGGCUGCUCAGGACCCAAGACACCCCUCUCGGGAAAAUUCCCCAAGACAACCCUCUCAUGAAAAUGCCCCAAAGGCUGUCCUGGAAAGUGCUCGCAAUGCGAGCAAUAACCGCCGCUGUCACCACCAUUAGUCGCAGCACGCAGACAGAGACAAAAGGGAUGAGGGGUGGGCAAGAGAUGGAAAAGCUCACCAUUUCCAAUCCGAAUCUCGCCGGGUCUCCUGAUCGAAGAAAGUAAGCAGCAGCUUCGUGGUGACAAUACCGGUCCAUCGAUGUGCGUUGGUCCUCCACUCUUUCCAAUCAAGUUCCAGAUCUAUAUCAUUCUCGGCAUUCCAAUUGAGGGUUCUGUCGAGAUGGGAAAUGAUUCUUGUCCACUCUUGCUCUUCCAACAACUCUUUGGUCUUGGGAGUUGUAGCCGCCUUGACGAUCUUGUGACCUUCACUGGACAACGACCGAAUCAUAACCCGGACUGCCCAGUUCUCAUGGAUACCAUCGUUGGCAUCAUCAUCAAAUUGUCCGCAUCGGGCCUCGAGGUCGGUCAUUUCGAACCUUGUUUCGCAGAUAUAGAGCCGCAUGAAACAGCGGGCGCAGAACAGAUUUGUACGCUCGUGGUAGGGGACAGUCUUGUCGGCAGCCUCAAGGUGCCGUUGCACAAAGAGAGAGUUGCAGCGCUUGCAUGCCUUGUAGUUCCCUUCUGGGCGGUUCGACUGGCUAUUGAGAAGAGACUGGCCAUUGUUCGUCUGCCCAUGCUCACGCCUGCUCUUCUUGUUGGGGACUGGAGAGUCACCAUUGCCGACCGCAGCAGAAAUCGACUGACCAGUCAGAGGAGACGAGUCGCUACUCAUCGACUGGCUCUUUCGCUUGAUCGAUUCCCGGCUCUCGCGUUCCGGGUUGCUGGGAUGAAUGUCGGCCUGGUCGCACGGUUGUGAGUUCAUGGAAAGCAAAGCAAACGGACGGAAGGGGAAAAUCGCGAAAGAACCUACUGGGUUUCCAACAAUGAUCGUGUCACCAACGGCAUUGCUAGAAGGUCGUCUGGCUUGAGGGACGCGAGGUUGCAACAUGGGUCGAAGACGAGACGGUUCGACUGUACUAGGGGCAGAAACCGCUGCAUGUCUGGUGGGAAUCGAAGUAAAUGGAGACAUCAUUCCUGUCGGGGAGUUGGUAAACCGUGGAGGCCAUUCCGACGGUCGGCGUGUCGUCAUGGCUACCAAGGGGGGAUUAGGUUUAGGGGCGGCUGCGGUCGGAUUUGUUGAGAAGGGUGUUGGUGAAGAGCUGGCCUGGGUCGGACGCCCGCUUCUUGAUGAAGAAAAUCCUCUCGCUGGAAAUAUCUUUUUCUUGCUGGAAUGUCCAGUAGAAUGUUCGAGUCGCGACCAACUUGGGUUCUUCGAACACGGGUGUGGUUGAGGCGUCUUAGGCAAACAUCGAAGCCGCACGCCUCGCCGACGAUAGCGUGGAAGUAAUUGAUGCUUGUGUGGAGCGAG
Messenger RNA from Podospora pseudocomata, 5075 nucleotides. RefSeq lists its product as uncharacterized. NCBI's taxonomy places the organism in Eukaryota, Fungi, Ascomycota, Sordariomycetes, Sordariales, Podosporaceae. Bases 170 to 1585 code for a protein of 471 amino acids. The transcript has 3 exons. The record is from RefSeq and is a predicted model, not a curated record.